UAUGACUGGGCAUACACCAAAAUUUGUAACACCGUGGAUAUCAGACAAUUCGGAAAUAUUAAAGCCACCUCCACCUCACAUUACCUGACCAGCUUCCUUGAAUUCAUCCACAGCCACCUGGACAAGCGAAACACCUCUCUAGCUGUUGCUUUUGUGGACUUCAAAAAAGCCUUUGAUCUUGUUGAUCACACUGUUGUCAUCAGCAAGGCAGGCUCUGUCUCUAAUUUCCAACAGCUGACAUGUGGAGUCCCCCAAGGGACCAAGAUGGGUCCUCUAUGCUUCCUCCUCCUCAUCAACGACGCCCUCACCGACACCCCCCAUCGCUGGAAGUAUGUGGACAACUGCACCGUGGGCGUCCCAGUUUCCACCAAGAACCCGGACUACUCGCCACUGCAAGCAAUUCUGGAGCGACUGCAGACGUGGACAGAGGAGAGCAGGAUGACCAUCAACCACAGCAAAACUGUGGUGAUGCAUUUCUGUACCUCCUCUGUACCAGUGCCCCCUCCCCGGCUCACAGUGGGCCCUCACCCCCUCCAGGUGGUCCAAUGUGCCAAGCUUCUCGGAGUCACGGUGGACGACCAGCUGACCUGGAAGCAGCAUGUCGCCAGCACCGUGAGAUCAGCUACCUACAGGUUGUACAUGCUGCGUAGACUCAGGUCGCUGGGGACGCCGACAGAUGAGUUAAGGGGGGUGUACCUUACCUUCAUCCUCCCCAAACUCAUGUACGCCUCCCCAGCGUGGUCCUCCUCCCUCACACACACUCAACAGCUACAGCUAGAGAGUGUGCAGAAAAGGGCGUGCAGGGUCAUCCUUGGCCCUGCAUACACCACCUAUGAAGAAGCCCUGACCACCCUGAGUCUGUCCAGAAUAUCCACCAGGCACCGAGAGGCUCUGGAGAAGUUUGGGAGGGGACUACUGCAUCAUCCGCGUCUCAGAAACAUGCUGCCGCCCGACGCGCCUCGUCCUGUCCGUGCCACCAGACACCACAACAAAAUAACACCACUGAAGGCGCCGCGCACGGACCGGUACAGACUCAGUGCGAUUCCCACCAUGGUGCGAGCCAUCAAUCAAUAGUAUUUCCCUCCUAGAUUAGACUUACCUUUAGGAUUAAUGUUAAGUUUAUCCCCAUCCCCUAUGUACAUUUUCAGUUUGUCAACUGCCUAAAUAAUAAACCGUUUAUUAUUAUUAUUAUUAUUAUUAUUAUUACACACACACACAC
Scylla paramamosain (green mud crab) is the source of this 1219-nucleotide messenger RNA. RefSeq lists its product as uncharacterized. Lineage: Eukaryota; Metazoa; Arthropoda; Malacostraca; Decapoda; Portunidae. The transcript is spliced from 2 exons. The coding region runs from base 265 to 1074 and encodes 269 amino acids. The record is from RefSeq and is a predicted model, not a curated record.